AUGUUGCCUGCCCCCACAGAAGCGUGUCAGCUGGACAGGAGGUACUGGCUCAUCACCAAUGCUGAUGGCUGGGUCGAUCAGGUGGAGGGGCCGGGUGUCGUAGGUGAGUUUCCCAUCCUGAGACCAGGCACGACGUACGAGUGGACAAGCUGCACCACCUUUAACACACCCACCGGCACCAUGAGGGGAUACUUCACCAUGCACUACCUAAAAACAGGUCAGCCCCUGAAGGUGGAGUGUCCAGAGUACCACAUGCACGCCCCUCCUACAUGCUCAGCUGGUGACAGGAGGCGUAUCAGUUCGAUCCCCAGCCCGGAGGAGGAGGAAGUGAUGCGUGAGGCGACGGUAACCGGCGCGCAGCUCCGACUGAACGGCGCCCCCUGUCACAGCGUGGUGGACUCGGAUGAGGAACCAAUGACAAGUGAGGAGCGACAGAACCCGGACUCCUGACUAGCGUGUCUUGUGCAGACCUCGCCCUCAGUCUGGGCGUACGGGGACUGGCACAGCAAAUAGCAAAUACAUUAA
This is a messenger RNA of Branchiostoma floridae (Florida lancelet), 525 nucleotides long. Its product is annotated as F-box only protein 3-like. The transcript is spliced from 5 exons. Lineage: Eukaryota; Metazoa; Chordata; Leptocardii; Amphioxiformes; Branchiostomatidae. The record is from RefSeq and is a predicted model, not a curated record. Bases 1 to 450 code for a protein of 149 amino acids.